CACGCCUGGCACAGGUUUUGCGUUGCUUGGUAGACCGCACACCGUAGCUACGCUAACUCAAAACCCAAUCGCUCUUCCCCUUCUUCAACGCCAUCUCAAAAUCUCUUCCUCUCCCAUCUUGAGUGAAAGCUUUUGUUUCCUCAAUAUCGCAAUUGCAUUUUCUUGAUACCCCAAUCCUCAGCGACUUCCUUUGAGAUACCCAAGAUACCUUAAUCAUUCCUUCCACCUCCCCAUCUGCCACCCAUCUCACGCAAUUAUGGCCUCUUCCAGCGCUGUGAACAGACCCACCGACGUCAAGCAAAAGGAGACUGAUGUCAACAACAAGCUUCAGCUCUACGGCAUCUACUCAGCUUUCGCAAACGGCAAAGCUCCCUCAAACAAACAGAUCGACAUCGCCCUCAACAGCUUCCUUGCUUCUAAGCCCAUCUCCGCUCCAUCCAAGAAGCUUUCUCCAGAGGGCCAAAAGCUCGUCGAAGACUUCAGAGACGUCGUCACCAAGGCGAAGCUUUUGCUCUUGACAAAGAACAGCGGAAAUGUCCUCCAAGACUUCAUCUGGCAAACACAGCAGCUGGGCGAGGUUGAUGUCAAGGCCCCAGGCGCUCCAGUCGACAAGGACACUGCCAAGCAGCAUGGCAAUGAGGCCCUCGAUGGGCUGAGAACACUCGGAACGCUUCUGAUCAGUAACGGUCAAUUCCGCAAGCUAUUGAGUGAUGCUUCAAUUCUGCUCCGCGACAUCGCUGGUGACGCUGCUCAGAACGCUGCGAACGUAGUAAAUCCCGACGAGGAUGCGUUGAACCAGAUCGAUAAGCCAGCUGAUGACAAUGUUUGGCAUGACACGCCGGAUCUAUCCGCCGCCAAACUCAAGGAGCAGGCAAAGAACAUCUCCCCGUUCAAGAAGUCGGAUCUCGACAAAGCCGCCGCUGAUGCCUCUGAGGCUGCUACUGGUACGCGUGAUCCUAAUGCUGCCGGCGAUAUUGCAGCGAAGGAAGCUCAAUCUGGACAAGACCAAGGUGUUGACGCUCAAGGCGGCCUUGCCGCUGGUGCAUCUACUCUCAAGAAUGCUGCAUCCGAGAACAUUGACGAUAAGCAGAAAGAUAAGGUCAACGCGAAGGCCAAGGAGCUUCGUGAGAAGACUGAUAAAUACCUCAAGAGCAAGAUGCCCAAAGAACGUCGCGAGCAAACCAUCUGGCGUCUCAAGAAGAUGGUCAUUGAAGUCCAAGGUCACCAAGAUUACCUCCAAGCAAUCGAGACUCUCCUUCGCCUCGCCGAAGAGUACACUGGCCACGGAAGAACUCUCGCCGAGCACGGCCAAGGACAAGUGAAAGGUGCCCACGGAGCUGGUUCUUUGAAAACUGCUGAAGCUGACUUGAAGACUCUGAUCGAACGAUUUGCCAACAGCACGUCGCUCGAUGACCUUUUCGAGUCUAUCAACGCCAUCUACAAGGAUGCUGAUCAGGAUCCGGAGCUCAAGCAAUGGUUCAAGGAUGUUGACACUUACAUUCGCAAGUGCCUCAAGCAGCAGGGCUUCAUCAUGGAGGAUGAGUCCACUCGUCAGUACAACGAGCUGUAUGACCGUGGCCGCUACCUCCUUCGCGAGAAAUACCGUACCCACACCGACCGCGUCCUCAACGAGACAAAGUCGUAUGCCAACCAGUUUGAUGCGGACCCGCAGAACAAGGAAUUCGGCUUGAGCCUCCAGAAACUGUUCCAGGACCUCGGAAACGAUGAGAAUGGAAAGCCGACGUUUAAGCCUCAUCUCGUCAAGGAUCUCACAGAGGUCAUCUUACCUGCCGUAUUCGAAUCUGUCCGAUACGUCCCAAUCCCUCGUAUCGAGUACUCGGAUAACCAGGUCGAUGCCAUUAUCGAGAACCUGGUCAUCGAAUCUGACAAUCUUAUGCCCAACAUCGCCGAGUUUGGAAGCGACAACUACUGGCGCUGGGGCCGCAAGCAAGUGGCAUCCAAGAAUAAGAACAAGGUGAUGCUGUCUGUGUCUGGAAUUCAGAUGGACCUCAAGGAUGUCAGCUACUACGUCAAGCGCAAGCAGGGUACCCCUAAGAUCACUGACAAGGGUGUCGUUGACCUCUUCCUCGGUGGCUCUGGUCUGUCGUUCAAGAUCGAGAUGGAGACUGCGGACAAGGACAAGAAGGACAACGCGCAUUUCUUCAAGGUUAACAAGGUCUCUGUUGACAUCAAGAACAUGAAGAUCAAGAUCAAGAAGUCUAGCCACAAGCUCCUCUUCACUCUCUUCAAGUCUCUCGCCCUCAAGACUCUGCGUCCUGCUAUCGAGAAGGCUAUUGAGAAGCAGAUCAAGGAUCAGGUCAACGCGCUCGACUCCAAGUGGUAUGCCAUCCACAAAGAAGCAGAGAAGGCCAAAGAGGACGCUAAGCGUGACCCAUCGCCCGAGAACGUCCAGAACAUCUACCAACGAUACUACGCUGCCAUGAACAAGAAGGUUCUCGAGGGCAAGAAGAAGGCCGACAAGGCGAAGGAGGCUCAAGUCAAUGUUGCCGUUACACAGCAUGACAGCAUCUUCAAGGACAUUACCCUCCCUGGCGGCAUCAGUUCCAAGGCUACCGACUACAAGAACCUUGCCGCAAAGGGCGAGAAAUGGGAAUCUCCUGUCUUCAGCAUCGGCAAUGCUGCUGAGACCCCGAAUGUUCCCUCAUUGAAGCCCAUCACCCGAGCUCAUGCUAAUGGUUCAUCUGCUAUCCCGACCACCACCACUGGCGCAGUUCCUGCCAACGGUUUCAGUGCUCAGGUUGAUGAUGCCUUCAAGUCAGCUCCUGGAGUUGUUAACGGCUCUGCCAACACUGCUCCUGUCGUCUGAGUCGACCGUAGCAAUGAUGCAUGGCGCACGAUUCCAAUCAUGGAGUGUCGAUGACAAAACCGAACGGUAGCGAACAUACGUCGCCAUCCAAGCUCGUUUCAUUUGUUAAUCCUUGACUGUCUGCUACAAUCUUCUUCAAAAUGAUACCAUGUUCGCUUUGUGCGUUGGCACCAUGAGGAGGACCAGGCCUAUCGGCUGGUCGAACGGUUCUAGGGGUCGGUAUAUAUGUGCUUUCUGUAAUCAGGACCAGUGAAAAAUGAGGAAUGGUUUCGAGCUUCUGUGUAUAUAUACGCAGGGUACGGUGGAGGGGUAAUAUUAAUGAAACUCGUGCUAUGCUCGUCGU
Molecule: messenger RNA, 3170 nt
Organism: Pseudovirgaria hyperparasitica
Lineage: Eukaryota; Fungi; Ascomycota; Dothideomycetes; Acrospermales; Acrospermaceae
Exons: 5
Coding region: 257-2827 (856 amino acids)
Molecular function (GO): lipid binding
Source: RefSeq, a predicted model, not a curated record